AUGGAAGCCGAAAGCGAGCGUAAGAUCACCCUCUUCGACGUCCCGCUGGACACGAGCCGUCAGAGGGUGGACGGUUUAGCGGAUGCGACGGCGACGGCGGCAGCUGUAAUGGCCGCGGCAGAGUCGACGACGAUAAACCCGUAUAACGGCCGGCCGUACACGCAGCGGUAUUUCGACAUUCUCGAGAAGCGGAAAACACUGCCGGUGUGGCAGCAGAAGCAGGAAUUUGUGGAUCUGUUGAAGAAGCAGCAGAUCAUCGUGCUCGUGGGCGAGACGGGUAGCGGGAAAACCACGCAGCAGCAGAUCAUCGUGCUCGUGGGCGAGACGGGUAGCGGGAAAACCACGCAGCAGCAGAUCAUCGUGCUCGUGGGCGAGACGGGUAUCGGGAAAACCACGCAGCAGCAGAUCAUCGUGCUCGUGGGCGAGACGGGUAGCGGGAAAACCACGCAGAUUCCGCAAUUCGUGGUGGAGUGCCUGAACGCGAUGAACAAGAAGCAGGUGGCGUGCACGCAGCCGCGGCGGGUGGCGGCAAUGUCGGUGUCGCGGCGAGUGGCGGACGAGAUGGAUGUGACCAUCGGCGAGGAGGUGGGCUACUCCAUCCGAUUCGAGGACUGCAGCGGGCCCAAAACCAGCCUCAACCCUCGCAACUCGAGCCAAGUACUUGAGUGGCGGCAAGCUUCUGGGAGAGGCCAUGGCGGACCCCUCACUAGAGCGGCACAAGCCGAUCAUUUUCUUCCUUUUCUUCCUUUUCUUCUUCAUUUUCUUACUGUCCGAGCCAGGUUUCUGACCGAUGGCAAGCUUUUGAGGGAGGCCAUGGCGGACCCUUUGCUUGAGAGGUACAAGGCGAUCAUUCUGGACGAGGCACACGAGCGCACGCUGGCGACGGACGUGCUGUUUGGGCUGCUCAAGGCGGUGCUGGAGCACCGAAAAGAUUUGAAGCUGGUGGUCAUGAGCGCCACUCUCGAGGCCGACAAGUUCCAAGGCUACUUCCGAGGCGCUCCCCUCAUGAAGGUCCCUGGACGGCUGGACCCUGUCGAGAUUUUUUACACGCAGGUGGGGUGGGUAGGGGGGAUUGGGAAGUGGAGGGGGGAACGGAGGAAGGGGGGGGAUGCGUUUGGAAAGGAGAGGGAGCCAGAGCGGGACUAUCUAGAGGCGGCCAUUCGCACAGUGGUGCAGAUCCACAUGUGUGAGCCGCCGGGGGACAUUCUCGUGUUUCUCACGGGGGAGGAGGAGAUCGAGGACGCCUGCAAGAAGAUCGCCCGUGAAAUUCGUUGUAUGGGGGGCCAAGCUGGCCCGGUGAUGGUUGUCCCGCUCUACUCCUCUCUGCCACCUGUCAUGCAACAGAAAAGUUUUCAUCCCGCCCCGCCUCCCGUGAAAGAAGGCGGGCCGCCCGGGCGAAAAAUCGUGGUCGCGACAAACAUUGCUGAAACUUCCCUCUCAAUUGACAGUGUAGUCUAUCCUCAGCGCACCAGCGGGCGGGUCGGGCCGGCCGAACGCAGCUGCUUCCGGCUCUACACCGAACGCUCGUUCCAAAAGGACCUCCAGGAGAAGACCUACCCGGAGAUCCUCCGAUCGAACCUCGCAAAUGUCGUUCUAACUUUGAAAAAGCUCGGUGUAGACGAUCUAGUGGAUUUUCAGUUUAUGGACCCACCGGCCCCGGAAAGCCUGAUGCGAGCGCUGGAGUUGUUGAACUACCUGGGGGCGCUGGACGAUGAGGGGAAUCUGACCAAGCUGGGGGAGUUGAUGGCCAAGUUUCCACUGGAACCGCAUUUGUCUAAGAUGGUCGUGGUGUCCCCGGAUUACAACUGCUCCAAUGAGAUCCUCUCAAUUGCGGCUAUGCUCUCAGUGCCCAACUGCUUCAUUCGCCCGCGGGAGGCACAGAAGCAGGCGGACGAGGCCAAGGCACGCUUCUCCCAUGAGGAUGGCGACCACCUCACGCUGCUCAACGUCUUCCACGCCUACAAGCAGAACGGCGAAGAUCCCAGCUGGUGGUAUGAUCGUUUCUUGAACACCCGGGCACUGGGAAUGGCGGACAACGUGCGCAACCAGCUGGUGUGCAUCAUGAUGCGCUACGGGCUUAAGAUAUUGCUCUUGCACCCGUCCACAGGGCUGUUGCACCCGUCCACAGGGCUGUUGCACCCGUCCACAGGGCUGUUGCACCCGUCCACAGGGCUGUUGCACCCGUCCACAGGGCUGUUGCACCCGUCCACAGGGCUGUUGCACCCGUCCACAGGGCUGUUGCACCCGUCCACAGGGCUGUUGCACCCGUCCACAGGGCUGUUGCACCCGUCCACAGGGCUGUUGCACCCGUCCACAGGGCUGUUGCACCCGUCCACAGGGCUGUUGCACCCGUCCACAGGGCUGUUGCACCCGUCCACAGGGCUGUUGCACCCGUCCACAGGGCUGUUGCACAACCCAGAACAAAUCGUGCAUCUGCAUCCGUCGACAGGCCUGUUACACAAGCCCAAAUGGGUGAUCUACAACGAGUUUGCAAUCAGCAGGCUGACUCGCUGCUUUCACCCUCUCAACCACUCUCAACCUCUCCCUCCUGUGCAGAUCGUGCAUCUGCACCCAUCAACAGGGCUGUCCCACAAGCCCGAGUGGGUGAUCUACAACGAGUUUGUGCUCACCACCCGGAACUUCAUCCGUGUUGUCACCGACGUCAAGGGCGACUGGCUACUGGACAUCGCCCCGCACUACUACGACUUGGCCAACUUCCCUCAGUGCGAGGCACGUCGGGUGCUUGAGCGCCAUGUGCUCGUGCGCAACGGUUUCAGGGUUGUGGCAGUUAAAAAGGAGGAUAUUGAUGCGGCAGCCAAGUCUCCAUGCCGAGUCAACAAUCUGGGUGUGCACUUGCGCAACCGAGACAGAUCCGAGGCAGCUGGAGAGAGGAUAACCAGUCCUAGCGUUCAGCCAACUUCAGCCAAUCAACCAGCGUCAAACGGUACGGUAAUAGAACCAUUCUGGUGGAGCCUGGCGAGGCUGUGGGCUCUGAUUAGAAGAGCAGUGUCGAGCUGGUUCAACACCUGA
Closterium sp. Yama58-4 is the source of this 3030-nucleotide messenger RNA. Lineage: Eukaryota; Viridiplantae; Streptophyta; Zygnematophyceae; Desmidiales; Closteriaceae. The record is from the annotation of a GenBank genome assembly.